CACACACACACACACACACACAAAGGAAAUGGAAAAGCCAAGUGAAAUUAGCAGCUCAAAAAUGUUUGAAGGAUUCAACAAAAGAUACAAACAUCAUUCCUCUACUCUCAAUUGCUCCAUGAACUUCCACAUUUAUUUCCCUCCUUCUUCUUCCCCUUCCCAGAAAUUCCCAGUACUUUAUUGGCUAUCUGGUCUUACUUGCACUGAUGAAAACUUCAUAACCAAGUCUGGUGCACAGCGAGUUGCGUCAACAGAAGGCAUUGCUUUGGUUGUUCCUGAUACAUCUCCAAGAGGUCUGAAUGUGGAGGGGGAAGCAGACAGCUAUGAUUUAGGUGUCGGUGCCGGCUUUUAUCUUAAUGCCACUACUGAGAAAUGGAAGAACUGGCAGAUGUAUGAUUAUGUUGUCAAGGAACUUCCAAAACUUCUUAGCGAUAACUUCCCACAGCUUGACACGUCAAGGGCAUCUAUAAGUGGUCACUCUAUGGGUGGACACGGAGCACUUACUAUUUAUUUGAAAAACCUCGACAAGUACAAGUCUGUGUCAGCUUUUUCCCCUAUUGUAAAUCCUAUCAAUUGUCCAUGGGGACAGAAGGCAUUUACUAAUUAUUUGGGCGGCGAUAAGACUGCUUGGGAGGAAUAUGAUGCCACUUGCCUGAUAUCAAAGUUCAAUGAUGUUGCGGCCACAAUCUUGAUUGACCAGGGUGAGGAUGACAAGUUUUUGCAAGAGCAGCUAUUGCCAAGCAAGUUCGACGAGGCAUGCAGGAGCGCGAAAGCUCCUCUCCUGUUGCGCAUGCAGCCUGGCUAUGACCACUCUUACUAUUUCAUAGCCUCUUUCAUAGAUGAUCACAUCCGUCACCAUGCUCAAGCUCUUAAUCCGUCAAGGGUGGGGAAUUCCAGGAUUUAGCUGGGAAGCUUUAUGGAUGCUGCUUGGACUAUCUUUAAUUUAAUUGUUGUCUUGAUUUUCUGACUUAUGAUUAUGCAUGUGUUUGUUAUUGUCUAAA
Messenger RNA from Erigeron canadensis, 1001 nucleotides. Its product is annotated as S-formylglutathione hydrolase. NCBI's taxonomy places the organism in Eukaryota, Viridiplantae, Streptophyta, Magnoliopsida, Asterales, Asteraceae. Gene Ontology annotation, cellular component: cytosol. The record is from RefSeq and is a predicted model, not a curated record. Gene Ontology annotation, biological process: formaldehyde catabolic process. Gene Ontology annotation, molecular function: S-formylglutathione hydrolase activity. Bases 29 to 904 code for a protein of 291 amino acids. The transcript is spliced from 8 exons.